Molecule: messenger RNA, 1352 nt
Organism: Nematostella vectensis (starlet sea anemone)
Lineage: Eukaryota; Metazoa; Cnidaria; Anthozoa; Actiniaria; Edwardsiidae
Product: RNA-binding protein with multiple splicing 2
Exons: 14
Coding region: 145-1185 (346 amino acids)
Molecular function (GO): mRNA binding
Source: RefSeq, a predicted model, not a curated record
GAUCGUAGUCACAGCUGGGUCUGGUCGAAUUGAAGAGCCUGGAUAUGAGCAAACACCGAUCGGCACUCUAACAAACCGACUAAUUGCACCUCAGCACGGACACUCCACUUUAUAGUCAAUCCGGGAGCACACUAAGCAAUUCUAAUGGACACCACAAAGUCAAGCCCGGAAGCCGACGAGGUUAGGACACUUUUUGUGAGCGGACUACCGUUAGAUGUGAAGCCAAGGGAAGUAUAUCUCUUGUUCCGAAGCUUCAAGGGCUAUGAGGGAUCCCUUUUGAAACUCACUGACAAACAGGGCAAAGCUUCACCCGUGGCUUUUGUUACGUUCGAAAACAAAGACUGCGCUUCCGAUGCAAAAUCCGAACUCCAGGGGGUGCAAUUUGAUCCAGAUGUCUCACAGACACUCAGGCUGGAAUUUGCAAAGUCUAACACCAAAGUAUCAAAGCCCGUGAACAGACAGUCCGUCCUCAUGUCAGGAGGGCAUGAUGCAUUCUUUUUCCCGCCCACUCACGAGCCAAGCUUGGCCUAUCAGGCCCCUUACUUCAACGAUAUAAUGGCGUCCGCUGUCAAUGCUCAACAAUUUCAGGCCCAUCACUCAAAUGUUAACCACAGUCCAUUGUUCAGCGAUAUAAUGACAGCGGCGGUUUCUGCUCAUCACAAUCUCGCGCAUCACCACCCCACUGCACUGCAGCUCCAGCAUCAUCCCGGAUAUGCCUCUCUACAUUCUCCCCUCCCCUCCCCCCUACCUUCUCCCCUACCAUCCCCCCUAUCAUCACCAGCAGCAACUUUCACACUACAGCAACAGAUGGCCGCAGUAGCUGCCGCAGCCGCCGCGGGAAACCCUCCGUGCAGCACCCUUUUUGUCGCCAACAUCGACAAGAACUGCACGGAAAAGGACUUGACCGAGACGUUCGCAAGAGUUCCAGGGUUUCGGCGGCUUAAAAUGCACAACAAAGGAAACGGACCGGUAGCGUUUGUAGAGUACCAUAACGAGUUCAUCGCUACCCAGGCAAUGAAUAUGUUCCAGGGGUAUCUAUACCCUGGCUCAGAAAAGGGAGGUAUCAGAAUAGAGUUCGCCAAGACAAGAAUGGGAGAGGGUGGUAUUUCGUUCGGUUCAGUGACGCCGAGGUACGAUACUGGAUACGCCUCGUCACCACCCGCGGCCGCUAUGAGUUUUACUUGAGGAUGGAUUGUGCGAUUUCGUCUAUGGUAACUGAAUAUGUUCUAAAGGUGUACAUUUUUAUUUCAAUUACAAAAUACAAUUUGCUGUGAAUUUUCUCAAUUGCAUAUUCGAUCUGUAAAUAAGCCACUGUAAAUAUUUGGUUUGCAGUAAAAGAUUUUAGCUUGUGA